This is a messenger RNA of Culicoides brevitarsis, 792 nucleotides long. RefSeq lists its product as uncharacterized. NCBI's taxonomy places the organism in Eukaryota, Metazoa, Arthropoda, Insecta, Diptera, Ceratopogonidae. Gene Ontology annotation, biological process: detection of chemical stimulus involved in sensory perception of smell; sensory perception of smell. The record is from RefSeq and is a predicted model, not a curated record. The transcript has a single exon. Gene Ontology annotation, molecular function: odorant binding; olfactory receptor activity. Bases 1 to 792 code for a protein of 263 amino acids. Gene Ontology annotation, cellular component: plasma membrane.
AUGCCUUUCGUACCAAAGGGCACGGUACCAUUACCAUUGUACUUUUUAUUUGAGAAUCAGGCAUCGUGGAUUGGUUUUCUCACAGCAGUUGUAGCUCAAACUAGUGAGUGUCUGGAUACAGCGAGCUUGGCAAUUUAUUUGUACGCAGUCCCGCUUUGUAGUUUCAUUCACAUUUUGGGGUAUUUGGAUAUAAUUUUGCAAGUCAUUGAGAAGAUGAAGUACGAGAUGUUGAUGAAAGUUAAGACAACUGAUGAAGACGGAUUGAAAUCAACUUUGGAACUAGAAACUUUGGAAAUCAUCAACGAGAGUUCUGAAGCUCCUCAGGAAGAAGUUUCAUUUGAUGAAUGGAUCAAAAUUUUAAACGACAUGAUCUGUGAUGUCAACUCAAUCUUCAAUCCUUUGGAAAAUCUCUAUUCAAUUGUUUUAUUUUUGUUGGAAGCAGCUAGCUUAGGAGCUUUAUUCAUUUGUGGGAUGUGUUUGACAGUUUUAAAAGAGCAACAAUUUUUUGCCAUUGGAGUCAACGUGAUAUGUGUCUUGCUCUUCAUAAGUUGCUUUUUGAAUGAAUUGAUGUUGGAAAAGUUGAUUAACAUCAAUGAAGCUCUUUACGAUUUGCCAUGGUGGGAAUUGAAUCCGAAACAAAGGAAGCAAUUGAUGCUCUUGAUGCAUUGUGACAAAAUUCAACGAGGAUUCACAGCUGCUGGAAUUCAUAAUCUAACAAUUGAACGGUUUGGUAUCAUCGUUAAGGCUGGAUACACAAACUUAUUGGUGUUGAAGGAUUUGGUGCAGAAGUAG